UUCUGAAUAAAUAUCAUUACUGUUCGGCUAAUUACAAUGUCAAUUCAUGAGUAUUUUCCGGGGUGUUUCUUCCCUUUGGUGGAUAAGCUUUAAUUUGUCUGCAUGUAUCUGCAUAGUUAGGGUAAAACGCACAAGAAACGUGCGUAUAUAUAUUUUCCACAACAAAGCUGUUUUUCCAUGUAGAAAGGUGAAGCAAAAUAGAAAAACGAAAGAUAAAAAGAAGAAGGAAGAAUGCACAACCCAUUUGACAAGGUUUCGUUUAACACACAGCCGUACACAAUACAUUUCUCAAAGCAACAAGAACACAAGGCGGCUAGAGAUGAUGAAGCGAUGAAUGAUAAUAGUUUGAAGGAACCCCACCACUAUACCAUGUGAACGUCACUGCAAGAAAGCCAAAACAAAAACAAAAAAUUGCAAGCCACUCUUUGUGCUGGGUAGUUUCGUCAUUUUGAAUCCACAGGUUCCACAAUUAUUAUUAAUUUCUCUAUUCCUUUUUGCAUUAUUAUGUUAUAUGCGUGUACCUACGGUUGUUUAAUUUUUCGCUAUAUAUAUACACAACUCACUCUCCAACCAUUCCUCCAAUAUUUCACAUCGAACUCCCCAAUUAUUAUUCAAAGCUUAAAACAAAGGGGGGUUUCUAAGACUCCAUAUUUUGUAUUGAGCAAUAAUGGGUAACAGCUUAAGGUGUUGUUUGGCUUGUGUUCUUCCUUGUGGAGCACUUGAUUUGAUCCGCAUAGUCCAUUUGAAUGGCUACGUAGAAGAAAUUGCACGUCCAAUCACAGCAGGGGAAAUUCUCAAAGCCAAUCCAAACCAUGUCUUAAGCAAACCAAGCUCCCAAGGUGUGGUUCGCCGGAUUCUGAUCCUCUCGCCGGAGACCGAGCUCAAGAGAGGGAGCAUAUACUUCUUGAUCCCAUCGUCGUCCUUGCCGGAGAAGAAAAGGCACGUGAGGCACGUGAGUGGCAGCGCUGGUGAUAUUAAUAGGAAUAAUAAUGAUAAUAAUGAUCACCUUAGCAAAGUGUCCUCUAAGAAGAGCAAUAGUAGCAACCAUGGUUUAUCAUCGUCACAGCAAUGUGAUGAUGGGUGCUUAGUAGUGUCUAAGGAGAAGAAAUGCUCACCGCGGGAUCGCCGGCAUGGCCGCGGCGGAUUGUGGCGGCCACGAUUGGAGAGCAUCUCAGAAGACUAAUUUUGACUUUAGGAGGUUUCCGGCAACCGGUGCCGGAAUCCGGCAUGCGAGAGGGGUGGAACCUAAGAUGGUUCAAUACUUGAAUUGUUAAAAUAUAACAACAUGACACCUUUUUUUCUUUCUUAAAUGUAUGUGAGUAUUAAAUUUUGUGGAUAAAAGAGUUACCUUGCUUUCAUACAUAUAUGUUUAUAUGAUUUUUUUUUAAUGCUUGCUUAGUACAAAUUAAAAAGAAAAGAAAGGGAAAAUAAUCGAC
Molecule: messenger RNA, 1436 nt
Organism: Abrus precatorius (Indian licorice)
Lineage: Eukaryota; Viridiplantae; Streptophyta; Magnoliopsida; Fabales; Fabaceae
Exons: 1
Coding region: 668-1183 (171 amino acids)
Source: RefSeq, a predicted model, not a curated record